AUGAGCGAGGAGAAGAGCCCGUUGCUCAACGGGACGGGCGGCAGCAGUGGCGGGGAGGGCAAACCCGGAAAGGCCAGCGUCAAGGGAGUGGACGUGGAGCGCCUGCCGGGCUACGACGGUCACUUUGCCGCCGCCCCAAAGCGGCGCAAGUAUUACUUCUUCUCCAACGUGCUCUGGUACGAGUACUUCGUCCUGCUGGUGGGCAUGGUGGCCUCGGCGGGCCUGGGCGCGACGCCGCUGGCGUUCUACUACUUCUUCGGCAAGCUGGUCGACUACGCCAACGACCCGGACCUGCCCGACGAGAUCAGGAAGACGAGCUACUACUUCUUCGGUAUUGCCGUGGUCGGCGGUAUCUCGGCCUGGUUGAGCAACGCCACGUUCCUCUACGUGGGCGAGCGCGUCUCGGCCCGUAUCCGCCUCGAGCUGUUCGAGGCCAUCACCAUGCAGGAGGUGGGCUGGUUCGAUCAAACCAAGACUGGUACCCUCAUCACGCGUCUCUCGGAGGACAGCACAACAGUGCGCGGUCUGUUCAGCGAGAAGAUCGGCAUGCUCUUCACCUCCAUCUGCCAGUGCGUCGGCGGUCUCACGUUCGCGUUCUACUACUCGUGGAGCAUGACGUUGGUAAUGCUCGGUACCGCGCCCCUGAUGGGCGUCGCCAUUGCCAUCCAGGGCAAGCUCACUGUCACCUUCACCAAAAAGGCCUCCGACAGCUCGGCGCACGCAGUCGCCGUCGCUGAAGAGGUCAUCACCAACUUCAGGACUGUGCGCUCCUUUGCCGCCGAGGAGAAGGAGGUCACCCGAUUCGAGAAGGCGCUGCAGAGCAUCCUCAACGUCGGCUACGCCAAGGCCGGCGCGCAGGGUCUCAGUCUCGGCUUGGUCGAGGACGGCAAGAUCACUCUCGGCGAGGUCAUCUCCGUGUUCGGCAUGAUGCUCUUCGCCGUCAUCGGUAUCUCUCAGGCCCUCAACCAGCUGCCCGAGGUGUUCAAGACGAAGGCGUCGUUUGCCAUGAUCGCGGAGAUCGUGGAGCGGACGCCCGAGAUUCCGAACAAGGGCGGCAGGAGGCUCGACCGGAUCAACGGCCAGGUCGACCUCAGUAAGCUGCGCUUCAAGUACCCCACUCGCGAUGCCCUCGUCCUCAACGACCUCUCGCUCUCCGUCAAGCCCGGCCAGACAGUCGCUCUGGUGGGCGAAUCGGGCAGCGGCAAGUCGACGAUCUUCGCGUUGGUCGAGCGCUUCUACGACCCGGAAGGCGGUCAGGUGCUGAUCGACGGCGUGGACCUCCGGGAGCUCGACCCCAAGUGGUACCACCGCCAGGUCGCCAUCGUGUCGCAGGAGCCCAUCCUGUUCAGCGGAUCGAUCAAGGAGAACAUCAUGUACGGCAAGAUGGACGCCACCGACGCCGAGGUCGUGGAUGCCGCCAGAGCCGCCAACGCACACGACUUCAUUACGGGUCUGCCUAACGGCUAUGACACUCUGGUCGGCGAGAGGGGCAUCGCACUCAGCGGUGGCCAGAAGCAGCGCGUGGCUAUCGCGAGGGCCGUGCUCAAGAACCCCAAGAUCCUCCUGCUCGACGAGGCCACCUCGGCCCUCGACACGGAGAGUGAGGCGCUGGUGCAGCAGGCGCUGGACAAGCUGAUGGUGGGCCGAACGUCGUUCAUCAUUGCCCAUCGUCUCAGCACGGUGCGCAAUGCCGACGUCAUCUACGUGCUCAGCAAGGGCGAAGUCGUCGAGCAAGGCACCCACAAGGGCCUCAUCGCCAAGAAGGGUCACUAUCUCAAGCUGGCCACUCGCCAGUUGGCGCGCACCGACGCCGACGAUGAGGACCUGGACAUCGUCGGGUCUACCAGCGGCGCGGGGGUAUCAUCGACUGACGACGAGGAAGAAGAGAAGGGGAAGGAGAGGAGCGAGCCCGCCCUCUGA
Molecule: messenger RNA, 1920 nt
Organism: Acanthamoeba castellanii str. Neff
Lineage: Eukaryota; Discosea; Longamoebia; Acanthamoebidae
Product: ABC transporter, ATPbinding domain containing protein
Exons: 11
Coding region: 1-1920 (639 amino acids)
Biological process (GO): transmembrane transport
Cellular component (GO): membrane
Molecular function (GO): ATP binding; ABC-type oligopeptide transporter activity; ATP hydrolysis activity
Source: RefSeq, a predicted model, not a curated record